UUUACUGCAAAAGAGGAACAGUUUUGAAAUGUCCUCAAAUGAAAGCGACUUGAUCCAGACAAAUCUAUUCCCUUGCAUCAAAAAAUAACUUUAGUUGGAGGUGAGGCGCUGCCAUGAUUAUAACUUUGAUUUUCUUGUUCCAGAUUUAUGGCCAGAGUUUGUGUCAGAAUGAAACCAGACCUAACAUUGUGAUGGUGAUGAGUGAUGCAUUUGAUGGGAGACUGACAUUUGACCCUGGCAGCAAAGUUGUGCAGCUGCCAUACAUAAACUAUCUCAGGGAGCUUGGGACCACCUUCCUCAAUGCAUACACUAACUCCCCUAUCUGCUGUCCUUCAAGAGCAGCGAUGUGGAGUGGUCAGUUUGUUCAUCUCACUCAGUCAUGGAACAACUAUAAGUGCUUAGAUGCAAAUGCAACAACAUGGAUGGAUUUACUGAAAGCAAAUGGAUAUCAGACCAAGAUGUUAGGGAAGCUGGACUACACCUCAGGGAGUCACUCUGUCAGCAAUCGAGUGGAGGCUUGGACACGAGAUGUUGAGUUCCUUCUGCGCCAGGAGGGCCGGCCUGUUACACAACUUGUUGGGAACAUGUCAACAAUAAAGAUAAAAACAGAAGACUGGAAAAAUACUGACAAGGCUGUACAGUGGAUUCACCAGAAUGCUGCUACUCCACACCAGCCCUUUGCCCUGUAUCUUGGCCUUAAUUUACCUCACCCCUACAGAACUGAAUCCCUGGGGCCCACAGCAGGGGGCUCCACCUUCCUCACCUCACCAUACUGGCUGAAAAAGGUGUCUUCAGACAGCAUCUCCAUUCCUAAAUGGCUGCCCAUAGCUGCCAUGCAUCCUGUUGACUAUUACUCCACAGUGACAAAAAACUGCAGUGGUCCCUUCACUGAGGAGGAAAUCAAACGUAUCCGAGCUUUCUACUAUGCCAUGUGUGCAGAAGCAGAUGCUAUGUUGGGACAGAUAAUUACAUCUCUGAGAGACACCAGCCUACUUAACAACACCAUUGUGAUCUUUACUGCUGACCAUGGGGAGUUGGCUAUGGAGCACCGACAGUUCUACAAGAUGUCCAUGUUUGAGGGCAGUUCCCAUGUUCCCCUCCUCUUCAUGGGGCCUCGACUGAUGUCUGGCCUGCAGGUUGAUCAGCUUGUGUCCUUGGUUGACCUGUACCCCACCAUAUUGGAUAUUGCUGGUAUUUCAGCAGUAGGUAAUCUCAGCGGUUACUCGCUAGUUCCUCUUAUGUCGAAGUCCACUGCUUUUCUCAAGAAGCAACAUCCAGGCUGGGUUCUGAGUGAAUAUCAUGGUUGUAAUGUCAAUGCUUCUACAUAUAUGCUGAGAAGUGGACGAUGGAAAUACAUCACCUAUGCAGAUGGUCUGAGUGUUCCCUCACAGCUCUUUGACCUAAGACGAGACAAGGAAGAACUUCAUAAUGUUGUUCUGAAGUUCCCAGAUGUGCAGGCACAUCUUGACAUGUUAUUGCAUAAAAUUGUGAACUAUCCAAAGGUCUCUGCAGCUGUUCAUCUCUACAAUAAAAAAGCAUUUGGGGCCUGGCGUGAUAGUUUAGGCAGAAACUACAGCCAGGUUAUAGCUAAUCUUCGGUGGCAUGUGGAUUGGCAAAAAGAUGUGAUAGCAAAUGAGAAAGCUAUUGACCGGUGGCUCUAUGGCUCUGUUUGAUGUUCUCACACUAAACAGUGCUGUAGUUACAGAUGGCUUUUCAUAGAUUUUAUACUGUAAUGAUGACAACAUAAAAUGUUAUGCUGUAAUAAUGGGUUAUCACACUAAUACUCUGGUUGGCAUUUGGUAGUUUUAACCUUGUGACAAUUUCAGUGGAGCUUAAAAGGAUUUCUUACAAAAAAAAAUCCAUCUAUUCAUUAACUCUGUGUUUCUAUUCAUAGAAUUAAAAUUUAUUUUUGGUCAAUAUUGUAUGUCUUUAUCAUGUU
This is a messenger RNA of Sphaeramia orbicularis (orbiculate cardinalfish), 1939 nucleotides long. RefSeq names its product arylsulfatase family, member K (gene arsk). The record is from RefSeq and is a predicted model, not a curated record. Bases 114 to 1673 code for a protein of 519 amino acids. The transcript has 8 exons. Gene Ontology annotation, molecular function: arylsulfatase activity; glucuronate-2-sulfatase activity. Lineage: Eukaryota; Metazoa; Chordata; Actinopteri; Kurtiformes; Apogonidae.